GAAACAAAAUACUCUAGCCCUGGUCCCAUUCUGUGGUAGGCAAGCUACAAUUUUGUUCCCUUGUUCAGAACAGGGGCGGCAUUCAAUUGCCUCCUUCCUCCUUUCCCCAUCUCCUCUCCUUGCUCUCCCGAAGCAGCAAGCCAGCCUGGUUCCCCCAACAGGCCAACACCCGCAGCCAUCACCUCCUCUCCCCAAUCCGGCAAUCACCCACUAUGAAUCUGCUUCCCCAAGAAGCCACCGCUCCCAAUCCCUCCUAACCACCCCGCACAUCUCCGCCAGCAAUGGAAACAGGCCGAGAUGGGUUCUUUGGUGCGGCGGAAAGGGCAUCGCCGCCGCCGCCCUCUUGCUCGUUUCUUGGAUCCGCCGCCGCCACCACCGGCUCCGGUGGAGCGCAGAUGCUGAGCUUCUCCUCCAGUGGCGCAGCAGGGUUGGGCCUGAGCUCAGGGGCUAGCAAGAUGCAGGGGGUGUUGUCGAGGGUGAGGGGGCCAUUCACUCCGACGCAGUGGAUGGAGCUGGAGCACCAGGCCCUGAUCUACAAGCACUUUGCUGUAAAUGCUCCCGUGCCGUCCAGCUUGCUCCUUCCCAUCAGAAGAAGUAUCAAUCCGUGGAGUGGUCUUGGCUCCAGCUCAUUAAUAUGGACACCAUUUCGUCCUGGUUCUGGUGAUGCUGAACCAGGAAGAUGCCGUCGUACUGAUGGCAAGAAGUGGCGGUGCUCGAGAGAUGCUGUUGGUGACCAAAAGUACUGCGAGCGACACAUAAAACGCAAUUGCCACCGUUCAAGAAAGCAUGUGGAAAGCCGAAAGGCGACACCCACCAUUGCAGAACCAUCCCUGGCUGUUUCUGGUGGACCAUCAUUACACAGUUAUGCUGUGCCUUGGCAGCAGCAGGUGAAAAGCUCAGCUGCUAAUGUGACUGAUCCUUUCUCAAGAGAAUCUAACAGGAAGUUGCUGGAGAAACAGAAUGUACACAGCCAGUUAUCAGUAUCCACUCCCAUGGAUUCCUUCGACUUUUCAACCUCAGGUUCUUCCCAGAACCGUGACAUAGUAGCAUUAUCACCAGUGGAGUUUCAGCAUGAUCAUGAUCAGGCAUACCUUGUGCACGGAGUAGGCAGUUCAGCAGAAAAUGAUAAUGAUUUGCAGGAAAGUCUCUUACUAGUCUCCAGGGAAACACUUGAUGAUGGGCCUCUAGGUGAGGUUUUCAAAAGCAAAAGUUGCCAAUCAGCAUAUACAGACAUCUUAACUGACCAAUGGACUGCAACCCAUGAUAUGCAUUCCCCAACUGGAAUCCUACAACUGUCUAAUAGCAACACAAUGCCAGUAGAGAACCACAUAAAUAGCAAUGACUAUCUUAUGGCAACAAUGGUGAAUGCUCAGACUGUCCCAACAUUCCUUUAAGUGUUCAUCAGGCCUGUCUUGUCGGAACCAUAAAUAACUGAAACUGUGUUCAUUGCAUGAGUCUGCUGAUACUAGGUUUCCAGUCUUGUCUUCUAGUACUCCUGUUUUAGUUGUUACAUGUUCAAGUUAUGCUGCCUUUUCUUUUCAGUUCAGGUGUACUAAUAAUUAGUCUUCUUUUGCCCUGUAAAGAAUUUGAAUUCCAAUCUGAGAUUGGGAUUUAUGUUGGUUGCCUAACAUGGAGUCAUUAUGCAA
This is a messenger RNA of Panicum hallii, 1646 nucleotides long. Its product is annotated as growth-regulating factor 8-like. Gene Ontology annotation, molecular function: ATP binding. The record is from RefSeq and is a predicted model, not a curated record. The transcript has 4 exons. Gene Ontology annotation, cellular component: nucleus. Gene Ontology annotation, biological process: DNA-templated transcription; developmental process; regulation of DNA-templated transcription. Lineage: Eukaryota; Viridiplantae; Streptophyta; Magnoliopsida; Poales; Poaceae. Bases 282 to 1394 code for a protein of 370 amino acids.